CUUUGACAGUCAAUCAUUAACGAUCUCUCGAAAGCAUGCGUAAGCGGUUCGGCACGUAGCGGCUAAAUAACGGAAAAACAUUGCGCGCGGAUUAUUCAAAAUUGUGUUCAAAGUGUUUGGUUCGGUGGCUACUACGGCUUGUGCCCUCUUUAGGAUUUAGUGAUCGUUGUUAUCCUCUGCAAAAUCAGAAUGUUCCAAUCGUGGCAGUUCCGAAUCAUCAGCAUAUUCCUGAUCCUGCAGCUGUGUGGAUUAUUCCCAACGACGGGCAGUGCAACACCAAAGGCGCUUAGCAGUACCAGCAACCACGAUUGUCCCAACUGUGUUGAAGAUUCCAGUGUCCCCACGAGAUGGACCAUGCCGCUGCUGAAACUGGGCGAGAAGCGGUACUAUCUUAGCAUUUUCUUCAAGGCUAACUGGUUCAAAGCCCUGCAGUACUGCCGAUAUCAUGGAAUGCAGCUCGCCAGCAUGCAGUCACAGGAGGAAAACGAUGGUCUGGAAAAAUAUGUCAAAGAAUAUGGUCUAGCUGCCGAACACUUUUGGACGUCCGGCACCGAUCUAGCCGAAGAAGGUAGCUUCUUCUGGAUUUCGAACGGACGACCACUGUCGUUCACCAACUGGAACGCCGGUGAACCGAACAACUUCCGGUACGAGAAUGGCGAGGAGGAGCACUGUCUGGAGCUGUGGAAUCGCGACGGCAAAGGACUCAAGUGGAACGAUACGCCGUGCAGUUUUGAGACGUACUUCAUCUGUGAGGUUUGAGGCUGAGGCGACGGAUGCAGGGAUGGAA
This is a messenger RNA of Ochlerotatus camptorhynchus, 787 nucleotides long. It is a transcript of the gene tfc, whose product is annotated as triforce. NCBI's taxonomy places the organism in Eukaryota, Metazoa, Arthropoda, Insecta, Diptera, Culicidae. The coding region runs from base 190 to 759 and encodes 189 amino acids. The record is from RefSeq and is a predicted model, not a curated record. Gene Ontology annotation, molecular function: signaling receptor activity. The transcript is spliced from 4 exons.